Symbiodinium sp. CCMP2592 is the source of this 2616-nucleotide messenger RNA. NCBI's taxonomy places the organism in Eukaryota, Dinophyceae, Suessiales, Symbiodiniaceae. The record is from the annotation of a GenBank genome assembly.
AUGGCGGACCAUGACGGCAUCGAGAAGGCUCCAGGUCAGCGACUUCUUUCACUUGAUAUCGGAGCCUCCCUGCCUCAAGUUUCUCGCCACAGGUAUCAAGUUUCCCGAGAAGACCACUCCGGUGUUCUCUUUGCCCACCACCGUGCCACAGUUUGGGCCUCAGCCUCGUUGCUGAAUCUUGCGUCCAACCAGCAUGCAACUCUGCAGUGUCUUUGUGUGCACACCGAAGCCCCGCCAUGCGGUAGCCGUGAGUGCCUGCAGCUCUUUCAAUUCCGAGCAUCACUGAAGAUCCUGGAAGAUUAUGUGGUGCAUCACCUGCCUACCCCUACUUCUGCAAGUACCACUGCCUUCCUUAGGGUUGCGAGGCCUCUUGCAGAUUGCACGCGAGUGAUCUCUCCACCUAAGCUUCUAACCUUGCUUGGCCACCCUGUGCUAAAGUGCCCCGUCUGUGCCUUUCGAGGGAUCAUGGAGCCAACCUCUGAGCAUAGCUGGCCGAACUGGCAGGCGGCACUUACUCCGCUUACAGUCGGGACAGAAGUGGAGGUGACUGAUGGCCACAGACAGCACCUUAUAGGCCGCCGGGCGAUCGUGCUUCCUACCUUGGAGUGCGAUCAAAACACUACCAGGAACGUGCGGCUGAUACAAGGACCUCGAGCUGAGCAGCGUCGUAUCUACACGAUCGACAGGGAACACCUUGUUCCCCGAUUGGGGUCGGAGGCUACUCAAGCUUCCAUGGACGAUGGCAUGCAGCCAAGCAUGCGGUGGAGAUAUGCACCUCCUCCAUUGACCAUCUUCAGCGCCCGUUACCUUCUCGGCUACCAGGCCCUGGCGACAAUGGUACCCCCUGGGGCACCUAAACGGAGUCCAGCAGGCCAUUAUGUGCACCCACCGCUUGAAGAUGCCUCACUUGAGGCUCCGUGGGAGAAACACAGCGAUCCAGAAACCAAUCGGCCAUUCUACUAUCACCCGGUGACCAAGCAGGUGACCUGGCGUAAACCACGGCCGGCUCUGGACCUUCCGAGGGAUGAGGAGCCAGGGCCCACCAAGCCCGGACGAGGAGAGUUUGAAAUACCUCAGCCGCGCACUCCCAGUCCACCUCCUUCCAAGAGGCUGAGAGCCGAGAACUUCGACCUCCGCUGCACCGUUGCUGGACCCUGCAGUCGACAAGGUGAUGUCCAAAAGCCAGCCCCGGACUUUGAUCCUCGAUCCUCUGGUGGCCCUCGUGAGUGGAACUUAGCAGAUCAUGCCCUGCCCGCUACACCAGACCGGGUGCUGAUCUGGGGUGCCAAAGCUAGGUUGCAACUACCGCAGCCACCGAGUGCUCCUGCAUGCACCUCGGACGUGGAUCGUUUUCUCAAGAGCUUCCUCAAGACACGGAAAGGACCAAACGGAGAGUCCCUUGCACCCUUACUUGGAGCACCUGUUCCGCAACCUGAUGGCUGGUGGCGUGUUCCAUGGACUUCGAUGGGAGACUCGCGCCACGAAUCGCUGUGCCAGGGAGGUUGGCUGCGUGGCUGGCACGGCUGCAAGCUGGAGGCGCUCUACUCCAUCAUCUGCCACGGCGAGCUCUUGCCGAGCCAAGAUGAGUCGCAGGGGGACCGAUUUCUGGCAGGCUGCCCUGGAGUGUACUUGCACCGAGAUAGCCUACGACACAAGGUGGAGAACUACAUGCGGUGGAUACCUCUGUGUGGAGAUGGCCUCUUUUGGGCUGCCAAGUGGGAGGUGGUGUAUGCUCCCUCAGGAAGCAUGAAGCAUGGCAAGAGAACUGACCAAGUAAUACAAAGUGCAGAAUCGGUGGAACUGACCGCCCUCUGGCUCUCGGUGCGAUCCGAGAGCAUGCUACCGGAAGGGACCACCGUGCAGGCCAAAUGGUCCCCUGAACGUGAGGCCAACCCAUGCCUGACUCGGUCCAGGCGACGCAGCAGCUCUUUGAUGCAGACACUGAACUUCAAAGAACAGUCUGCCUCCUCCAGCUCACACCUCCGGCCGAUCCUGAGUUCUGACCCGGAGAUCGACAACCAUGGCCGACUGAAGCCGAAGCCCAAAACUCGUGGACGACUGUCGUAUAUCCCCUCUGAACUGGAGAAGGACCGGACCCCAGCUCAGGCGAAGCUCACCAUACAAUCGGGCAAUCUGGUGCUGAAGUCGGCUACAGCAAAUAGCUUGGAGGCCCCGGCGUCGCGAAGCACAAAGUUCUCGGCCACAACGACUGUUGCAGCUACAGCUGAGCCUACGACUGCUACGACAACCACUCCGGCUACCACUCCGGAAGUAUCGACCCAACGGCCCUCGUCUGAUCUGCCUCGCAGAAGCCAAAAACGGGCUCAACCUGACACUGCCCUUGCCGCUCCGAAGCCACGGAAGAUGCAGACGAGGCCAAAGCCGAGAAGAUCGAUCUGGUUUGAUGUUACAGAUACUCCGGAUGACCAACCACCUCCGUCCUCCUUAGCUACAGCCAAAGGCCGAAGCACUGGCACGAUCAAGGCUGCCAAGCUCCAAGAUCGUGUCCGCAGAAGGAUGGCCAGGAAGAUGGAGGGAAUUUUCCAGGCCAACAGAGCCGCCGGACUCAGCAAAGACCCAGUCAAGCCCACCAGUGGCUUCAACAGGCCAAGCUGA